Molecule: messenger RNA, 154 nt
Organism: Pelobates cultripes (western spadefoot toad)
Lineage: Eukaryota; Metazoa; Chordata; Amphibia; Anura; Pelobatidae
Source: the annotation of a GenBank genome assembly
GGCCCGGUGGACUUGGUCAAAUUGAACAUCCACAGGACACCUCUGGCCAAGUAUCUGUGUUUGGCAAGAGUGUGGAGUAGGGCUCCGGUAGGCCCGAAUCCUGAUGUUUUGGCAAGGGCUGCGGUUUUCGAGGUCUUCUACCUGGAGGUGCAAG